UUGAAUGAAUAAUCCCUUUCCUACUGCUUUGCUGACGUGGUUUAACUAGGCACAAAUCUGUAAUUAAGUAGUGCCUAUUCAGCUAAUGCUAAUUCAGUACUGACAUUGUGGGAUCAUGUUUCUUGCAUUAAUAUGCAGAUCCAGUAAUGUACAGUUUGAGGUAGCUGCCUUAUACAGUAUGUUACAGAAAUUAUAUAGAAACAGACACCUCUUUUGUCCAUUGUUUCUCCUUAGCUAGAAAUAGUUUUGUUAUUUCUUUUGCAACUGUCCAUGUUAGAUUUCUAGAGAAUGAAAGCUGAAAUUCGAAUUCAAGGGCUGGGGUACAAUAUCUCCCUCUAGAUUGUACUAACUAUAUUGAUCUCAGGAUGUCAUCUGCCUACUAUGAUGGGAGUCAGCUGUAGUGCCCUAUGGCUUGAGAGGAAUAGAUAUGCUCUAUUGCCAUAUUGAAAAACUGCUUCCCCCUUAAUGGAUAUCUACUUGUAAUAACUAAGCACAUAAAUAGUGAUUGCUAUGAGAUGGAAGGUAUUCACUAAUGUUACAUUUUGCAAUGUAGUUUUCCUCCCUAUUCCUCAUGUGAGUAACUUCUCAUUUCCCAUCCUCAAACCACAAGCAAAUUGGCAUCAUGUUCGAUUUUUUUUUCUUUCUGUGGUUAUGCUUGGUUAGUGAAACACAAAUGACAGCUCACCUGCCAAAUCCUUCUCAACUAUUUCUCAUGGGUCCAGGAUCCUUGUGGGGCAAGAGUCUUCCCAGGAGAGGGAAAAGGGUUUUUAAAUAGGGGCUUCUCAGCAUUUUGAGGAGAACAUCAAGCUCUGCUGCCCAACUGGGGCAUGCACAAGUUUAUGUUCAGUUGACACUUCAACCACUCCCCAUACUGUUUUUGUCUCAGAGGUAAUCAAUAGAAUGCAGGUGGAGAGAGGGCAAUCUGACCUUGGGACAUGGAGACUUAUGUAUGAACAUCAAAGCCAACCCAAAAUAGGGGAUGCCAUCACCCAUGCAUCUCAGCAACAAUUCAGAUCUGGAGGAAAACUUGCACAGAGUGAUGGGCAGUGCUGGCCAAGGUGUGGCUGCUCUGCCUCACAGUCGGGUCACCUUUCAGGAUCCUAUACUCUUUUCUGGCCUGGAGAAGCUACCUCUUGCUCAAGAUCCUGACAGCCCAAGCUGGCGGUCCCUUGACAGCCCAAGCCCCCCUGCUACACCUGAGCAGACCCUUCCCACCUAUUGCCUGCAGUACUUCAAUAUGCUCUACCCAGAUGACAGCAAUUGGGUCCCAAAGAGUUUGGGUGAAACUCAACACAACGAUCAAGGAAGCAGGACGGAAGUGCAUAAGGAACCUGAGCAGUGUCCUAUCAUUGACAGUCAAGGAUUGAGCCUCACCUCUGAGAUGGAUUAUCAGGCCAGUCUUCACUUUGAGGAGCACUCCUUGGAACAGGUGCAGACAAUGGUGGUGGGUGAAGUGCUCAAGGACAUUGAAACAGCUUGUAAACUGCUCAACAUUGCCGCAGACCCUGCAGACUGGAGUCCUGGAAAUGUCCAAAAGUGGAUCUUAUGGACAGAACACCAAUAUCGAUUGCCCCAGAUUGGAAAAUCGUUCCAUGACUUGUCUGGGAAGGAGCUAUGUGACAUGACUGAAGAAGGGUUCCGUCAACGUUCUCCAUCAUGUGGCGAUGUUUUACAUGCUCAUCUGGACAUUUGGAAGUCAGCUGCCUGGAUGAAAGAAAAAACUGCUCCUGGGGACUUUCAUUACUGUGGCCAUGAAGAGAACUGGACAGACAGUGAGGUAGAUUCAUCCUGCUCAGGCCAGCCCAUUCACCUAUGGCAGUUUUUGAAAGAGCUUCUGCUGAAGCCUCAUAACUAUGGUCGCUUCAUUCGUUGGCUCAAUAAGGAAAAAGGUAUAUUUAAGAUUGAAGAUUCUGCCCAGGUGGCUCGGCUAUGGGGAAUCCGGAAGAACCGGCCUGCCAUGAACUACGACAAGCUGAGCCGCUCAAUUCGGCAGUAUUAUAAGAAAGGGAUCAUCAGGAAACCAGAUAUCUCACAAAGGCUGGUCUACCAAUUUGUACACCCUGUCUGAAAAAGCAGAGCAAAGAGAACAAAUUCAAAAUAUUUUCUGGGCUGGAGGAUUUCUGGAAAUAACAUCCUUUACCCUCUGCAAUGUUGAUGGAGCUAAAAGCAACUAUUGACAAAGACCAUUGGAUUUGGCUGGUGAACUGUAGACAUUCCUGGGUACCCUAAUUGUGUCUGGGAAACAAACAUUUACUGUUUAAGUAAAAUGGCAAAAAGGAAAUGAACUGGACCAUUCAGAUUUCAUUCUAGGCUUUGUGGUUUUGUAUUUGUUGUUGUUUUUUUUCACUUGAAAAGAAAAAAUAAUAUUUCCAGCUGCAUGGUAUGGGAAUCCAGAGAAGAUAGGAAUUUGAUGGAAAAGGGAAGAGAAUAUUGAUACUGUAAAGACUGUUACCUCUUUUCUAAUAAUUGGAAGCCUAUUUGAAAUCAAAGGAGCAAUGUAACAUUGUUUGCAACUUUGUAAAUUAACAGUGGGCAAUUAUAAUAUUGUGUAGCAAUCUUCUGACCUAGCUUAAAAUUCCUAUGCUCUCUAACAUUCCUUUUCUUUCUGUGUAACAAGCAAAAAUCUCAACUGUCUGUUUCUCUGACAGCAACAAGCCUGGGGGCUAUCCUUCCAAUGAUUUUCUAGUCUGCUUUUUUCCUCUUGUUCUUAGCACAACAGCCAGGCUUUUGAUAUUUCAAGCCUGGUGUUGGAGAAGAACUAAGAAACACUAUUUGGAAUUCAGAAUAAUGGUGUUUCAAUAAUUUAGAAUCAGGCUGGACCAAUGUAUUGUGUUUAUGUUUGUUAGGGGAAUGCAAAAUUGUAAUUUAAUUCAAAGGGGUAGCCUUGAAAGUCUGUCCAGGUUUGAUAUUAAUGAACUUGAUUAGUUUUCCAUAUAUGCAGUGAAUGAAAGUAGUUACUGUUUUGGGUAUUGUUAACAGAAGGACAGAGUCACCCAUUCUCAGUGUGUGAACAAACCUUUCUUAAGGGGAAAGACAAUAGGAUUGUGCAAAGCAGCUCCGUGCUGGAGCUCAGGCUGACCCAAAACAAGAACAAUUUGGCACCUGCCUGCUAGAGGAGGCCAACUAGCUGAGCAUUUGGGAAACACUGGAGAAAGCACACAGCCCCCACCCCACCCCAAGGCUGCCUGAACAUGGUCCUGGCAAUGAUACAGGUUUUUCUGGUGUAUGGACUGCACCUGGGUGCCUGUGCUGGAGUAUGAUAUUCAUUCUAAAUCAGAUAAAUUCUAUUGGAGGCACUUCCUGAAAUGCUGCUGCAAUUUCUGGUAGUGCAGCAGUUACACUGAGAAUUACAAAUUAUGGCCCAACCAUGUUCCUUUAUGAAAUCAGCAAAGACAGAUUUUGGCUGAUGAUCAAAAGUAAAGUCAUUGUGACUGUCAUUUUGCAUGAUAAGUCUGACACUGCCAUUGAAAAUUAAGAGAGAGUCUGAAAUGUAUGCAAGUUGAAGUUGUCUGGGCUACCAAAAUUAAAAGAGUGUGGGUGCUAAAUCAUGUGAAACUGACACAAUAUUUAGAGUUAUCACCAAAACUUCAAGGAAGCUUCUACUUUUACUCAUAUCUGCUUUCAAAAAAAGUUGACAUAUUAUUAUUUUACCAAAAAAAGCCAGUUCACCUAAGAAUCUUAUGCUCCCAAUACAUACUAGCACAUUGAUUAUGGCAUACAUAAAAUUCUUAAACAGUGAAGUUCCUUAAGAUUUCAGUAUUUGACUUAAGGUAAGAUCAAGUCUCCGUGCUGAAUUUAAUUCCUGACAACCUCAUGGACAUGUCUGUAAAUUUUUACUGGAAACAAUUUAGAAGAGAUUUGCCUAAGAUGAUCGUGACAACAACAACAACAAUGGAAUGGAAAAAGACAACCUUAGUUUACAGCUCUAGUGUUUCCCGGCGAUCUCUUAUGCAAGUAUUAAUCAGAUCUUACUUACCAAGUUCCUUGUAACCUUUCUUACAUUUUCAAAAUUAGCCAACGUUGGCUAGGUGCUGCCACCAAGAGCAAUAUCGACUUCAUGCACAGCAUAUAAAUUUUUAGAUUUGUUGAGCAUGUUGUAAGUAUAUAGAACGAACAAUAUUUUUAAGAUUAUUAAAUUGAAGUGAAUAUUCUUUGGAAUUAAAAUAUGUCCUUUCUUAA
This is a messenger RNA of Notechis scutatus (mainland tiger snake), 4179 nucleotides long. The record is from RefSeq and is a predicted model, not a curated record. Lineage: Eukaryota; Metazoa; Chordata; Lepidosauria; Squamata; Elapidae.